Messenger RNA from Brettanomyces bruxellensis, 516 nucleotides. RefSeq lists its product as uncharacterized. Gene Ontology annotation, biological process: protein targeting to ER. Bases 1 to 516 code for a protein of 171 amino acids. The transcript has a single exon. NCBI's taxonomy places the organism in Eukaryota, Fungi, Ascomycota, Pichiomycetes, Pichiales, Pichiaceae. Gene Ontology annotation, cellular component: membrane; signal peptidase complex. The record is from RefSeq and is a predicted model, not a curated record.
AUGGCCAAGAAGGUGAACUUAAACUCGGCCGUUGCCCUCAGAAAUGAGUGUGACCAACAUUUAUCGCCUGCAUUCUCUCGUUUAGGUUAUAAAGAGUCGUUCAUGCUGAAGGAUAUCAAAUUAAUAAUUGGAUACUUGUGUGUUGCAUUUGCCGGUUUGAUGUACUAUGCCGAGAAGAAAUACAAGAAUGAUUUUAACAAUGGGCAAUAUGUUUUCUAUACAGAAGUGCUUGUCGUGUUGUUCUUUGGAUUCCAAUUCAUAUGGUAUUUGUUUGGUAAAUACGUUGUCAAAACUACCAAAUACGUGGGUAUUAAAGGUGCGAAGACCCUCAAAGUUUCGACACAUCUCAAGUCGAAAACACAACCUGUGUACUACAUUGACGUUGAUCUUGAUGGAACUAUAGAUCAGGAACAGAUUGAAUUGACUAAAGUUUUCAGAGAAACGGGCUUCAUCGAUUUCAAGAUCUUCUCUGACAAAUUGAUAGGUAUCGUGAGCAAGAUGGAAAAAAAUGCAUGA